AUGACAGACACGGGCACUGUUAGAACCAUUAUUGGCAUCAUUGGAAAUGUUAUAUCUUUCCUCUUAUUUCUCUCUCCCAUUCCCACAUUUGUGAGGAUUUUCAAGGAGAAGGCAGUGAAAGAUUUCAAAUCCGAUCCCUAUGUAGCCACCUUGCUUAAUUGUGCAAUGUGGAUCUUCUAUGGCUUACCUUUCAUCACUGAGCAUAACACCCUUGUUGUUACAAUCAACGGUAUUGGUUUUGGCAUAGAGUGUGUCUAUGUUGCCAUCUUCUUCGUAUACUCUCCCGGGAAAAAGCGAACCCGGAUCCUCCUUGAACUGCUUGUUGAAGUGAUCUUCAUGGCCAUCGUAAUCCUGAUUACCGUUUUGGCCUUCCAUGCCAUGAAAACAAGGGCUUUGUUUGUCGGGAUAUUGUGCAUCAUCUUCAACAUAUGUAUGUACUCGUCACCAUUGACAGUCAUGAGAAUGGUAAUUAAGACAAAGAGUGUCAAGUAUAUGCCAUUUUAUCUCUCUCUUGCUAACUUCACCAAUGGACUGAUUUGGAUGGUUUACGGACUCCUUAGGUUUGAUAUCAACAUUGUGCUUCCCAAUGGCUUGGGAGCGUUAUCGGGGAUGAUUCAACUCAUACUCUAUGGAAUCUACUACAAAUCGACCAAAUGGGAUGAUGAUGAUGAUGAUGAUGUUUCUGGAAACCGAUCUGAGGUUGAACUCUCCUCUGCUUAG
Molecule: messenger RNA, 720 nt
Organism: Dovyalis caffra
Lineage: Eukaryota; Viridiplantae; Streptophyta; Magnoliopsida; Malpighiales; Salicaceae
Source: the annotation of a GenBank genome assembly